AUCCGGUUGGACGUUCGUGGAAGCGCACUUAGCGAUUGCAAGAGUCAGGACAGAGAAAGCCGGCGAAAGAGUGACACCGUGCCGGUAGCAUUAAAUAGCAUGGGCAUCCCACGACAAACGUAGCCAAAGUGAAAGUGGCAAAUCGCCUAAUUUUCUCAGAUCCCUCGCCGCCGUUGCCGACCUCUCCGUCGAUCUCGAUCUCGAUCCCGAUCCCGAUCCCUUCUCCUGCCGUGUACCGCAACCAGUCGAAAGGUUUUGAGAUUUCCAUACCCUAAGGCGGGUCUGGUCUUCGGGAUCCCAUGGGAUACCAACCUCAAUUCCACCACCACCACCACCACCACGACGUUGAUGGCACCCACAACCAGGUCGUCAACAGCCCUCGCUACGCCGGAUCCAUGACGCGGCGAACGCAUUCCUUCAAGCGGGCAGCGGCCGGGAGCGGGGACAUCGAACUGCAGAUCAACUCACCCAGGACGGGUUCUGCGGAAAAUCCCGGGAGCCCCGUGCGAGACACGACGGAAUCUCCUUCCGCGGCAACGGCGGCGGGGGAAAGGAUGCAAGGCGGUGCGGGCUCCAUUCUUCUCCAUCAUCAUCAGCAGAACCUGCGGUUCCGGUUAGGCGUGCCCAUUCUAGGAAAGAAGCAGCGCGGCCCAGUGGAGAUGGGCUCUCGGGAGAGCAAAAAGGUUGCCAACUUUUUGUUCUUGGUUUUCAUCAGUGUUUGCUUGGUGCUCGGGGUUGCGAAGAUCUUUGCUAGCGGAUGGUUUUCUAUGCGCAUGUCUGACACAGUGAGGAAUUAUCAGGAACUCUCUCGCGCUCAACAUCUCAAUUCAGAAAUUACCAGCAGUCAUGCUAUUAGGAGUUCUAGUGACAGGGAGCGAACUUUAAAGACCAUUCCAUUAAGCAUUCAUAAUAGUCCACAGUACUCAGGUAUAUGGGCCAAGCCAAAAAGUGAAAACUUCACUAAGUGUAUUGAUCAUACAACUAAAAAGAAGAUCGAUGCAAAAACGAAUGGAUACAUUCUAAUUAAUGCAAAUGGAGGUUUGAAUCAGAUGAGAUUUGGGAUAUGUGAUAUGGUUGCUGUUGCAAAGAUCAUGAAAGCAACACUGGUUCUUCCAUCCCUUGAUCAUAACUCCUACUGGGCUGACAAUAGUGGUUUCAAGGAUCUUUUUGAUUGGAAACAUUUCAUUGAUUCCCUCAAGGAUGAAGUACAUAUUGUUGAAACAUUGCCUGCUGCAUAUACAAAAGUUGAGCCUUUUCUAAAAACUCCAAUUUCGUGGUCCAAGGUUAGUUAUUAUAAAACAGAGGUCCUGCCACUUUUGAAACGCCACAAAGUUAUAUAUUUCACUCACACAGAUUCUCGACUUGCAAAUAAUGAUCUCCCAAGCUCCAUUCAGAAGUUAAGAUGUCAUGUUGACUACCAAGCAUUAAAAUAUUCAUCCUCAAUUCAGGAACUUGGAUCCAUGUUAGUUUCAAGAAUGCGCCAAGAUGGAAGUCCUUUUCUUGCUCUCCAUCUAAGAUAUGAAAAGGACAUGUUGGCAUUUACUGGUUGUAGUUUCAAUUUGACUUCUGGAGAAGAUGAUGAACUUCGAAAGAUGCGUUAUGAAGUAAGUCAUUGGAAAGAGAAGGAAAUCAAUGGAACUGAACGGAGGAGUUUAGGUGGCUGCCCUUUAACACCAAGAGAGACUGCCCUCCUUCUAAAAGCACUUGGGUUUCCAUCAAGCACAAAAAUAUACUUGGUUGCUGGUGAAGCUUAUGGAAAUGGAAGCAUGCAAUAUCUACUUAAUGACUUCCCAAAUAUAUUUUCACAUGCAACUUUGCUAUCAGAAAAAGAACUUGGACCGUUACGGGAUCACCAAAAUAUGCUGGCUGGUUUGGACUAUAUUGUUGCUCUUGAAAGUGAUGCUUUCCUUUACACCUAUGAUGGAAAUAUGGCAAAGGCUGUGCAGGGCCACAGGAGGUUUGAAAAUUUCAGGAAAACAAUCAACCCAGAUCGGAUGAACUUUAUAAAACUAGUUGAUGAGUUUGAUGAUGGGAUUAUUUCAUGGAAGACAUUUAGCUCAAAGGUUAAGAACCUACAUGAAGAUAGAGUUGGAGCUCCAUAUUUCAGGGAGCCUGGAGAGUUUCCAAAGUUGGAAGAGUUCUUCUAUGCCAAUCCUCUACCUGGAUGCAUCUGCAAGAAACAGCAUCUGGUUGAAUAGAUUGGUAGUUUUCUGGCCACUGUUCCUCACAUUUUCAAGAGGCGAUGAAGACCUCCACCCUUGAAGCAGUUCAAGCUCCAAGAAAUCUGUUUAAAGCAAUCCUGAAAUUUUCAUUUGGAAGCCAGAAAAAUUCUUUACAUAUAGUACUACGAGAAAUUUCAAUCUUUAAAUUCAUCUGUUAUGCGGAGUUGCACAAAUGAAAGUAUUGCAUUGUCCAAGGGAGAGUAACUUGCUGUGGGCAUUGGAAGAAAACUUGCUGCGGAUAGUCUGAACAUCGACAUUAUAUAAGGCGAUGCUGCUGAAUAAUUCCAGUUAUUAUUUCUAACAUGUUUCUGUUUUCUUACAUAAAUAGAAACAGUUAAAGGUAAUCACUACUUUUAAGCACACAUGCAAAUUGAACUUAAUUUUUUUCCCUUGUAUACUAUAUUGAAAGUUUUGUGCAGAUUAAUUACUAAGGUUAUUGAAACUGCCGUUUGCUAUAAACGAAUUGCAAUGUAAUUGAGAUGGGCAUGUUAAUUAACGAGUCUGAGGCAAUGUUGAUGUUUCA
This is a messenger RNA of Zingiber officinale, 2745 nucleotides long. RefSeq names its product O-fucosyltransferase 35-like. Gene Ontology annotation, cellular component: Golgi apparatus; cytoplasm; chloroplast. The transcript has 9 exons. NCBI's taxonomy places the organism in Eukaryota, Viridiplantae, Streptophyta, Magnoliopsida, Zingiberales, Zingiberaceae. Bases 300 to 2198 code for a protein of 632 amino acids. The record is from RefSeq and is a predicted model, not a curated record.